GUACACAACACUCAUGUUUCUGUCGUCCUUUUUAAAGGAAACUCAGGUGCUCUGAAGCUCUUCCAAGUUCCUGUUGUCAAUCUCUGACUGAAGGACAUGAAGUACACGACGAGCCUAUUCGUUUUGAUUCUUUUCCUGUUAUCGUUAUCCUGUUCUGCCCAGAAAAACCAGGACUCUGAAAGCUUUGCAGCUUCAAGGCUUCUACAAGAAGAAGAGCGUCAUGAAAUACAUUGUUCCAGAGAAAGAAGUAGGGCGGCAUGGAAGAUUAUUGAGGAGUAUUUGAUGCCAUUUGUGAAAAAAGAACGCUAUGAGAUCUCAAGUAAGUGUCGCCUUCAUCCUGAUAAUGACCUAUUUAGGGAUCAGGAACAGCACAAGAUUCAUUUGGAUAUAAAUGAAUGGCAGUGCGCAUACUGCAAGAAGAGCUUCCGUGCCGAAAAUUUUCUUGAUCAGCAUUUCGACAGCAGACACAACAAUCUUCUGAAUGUAAGCGGAAGCAAGUGCUUAGCUGAUCUAUGUGGAGCUUUGCAUUGUGAUGCUGUAAUGAAUACCCAGUCAAGCAAAAAGAAGUGCAAUCCUGAAGCUACUGCAAGGAAUCGCCACCUAUGUGAGGGUCUUGCUAAUAGCUGUUUUCCAUCCAAUCAUGGGCCCUCAGCACACCGUCUUAAUGAAUUGUUCUUGCACCAGUUCUGUCAUCCUCACACUUGCUCGGGAAAGCAGAAACCCUUUUCUAGAGGAGGACAGAAGCAAGUACAUGUAUUCUACCUGGCUAUUUCCAUACUGACUCUGAUGCUGCUCCCUAUUUUCUAUGUGAUUCUUUUUUUACACCAAAGAGAGAUGAGAAAGGGAACCCAAGAGCUCAGACGGAUCCCAAAAGAUGCCCUAAAAAAGAAACCCUCGUAGUCGGAUAUCAGAAUGGAUUAGUUGAGCAGAUCUAGGAUUGCAUGAGUAAAUGGCUAAACUUGCCAUCGAACGAACAUAUGACAUUGUAAAUCUGCAUGUUGACACACAUAGGAGAUAUGGCACCAGAAUGCUGCAACAGAUGACAAAUUCAAGAUCAGCAUUUUAGAAGCUCCAGAUCUGACCCUCUCUUAAUAAAGCCUCUGGUGGUUGAUGAUAGAAUUAGCUUUAGAUAGUCUUUUUCUUCGAUAACCUUACCACUUAACAUUUAGAGUGACUAUGAUCUAUCCUUUGCCAAACUUUGCUGUCAUUGUUCCUCAUCUAUUUAUGAGUAAUGAGGAUGAGUACAUUGUUUUUGGUCCUGUGGUUUUGCAUUU
Molecule: messenger RNA, 1274 nt
Organism: Argentina anserina (silverweed cinquefoil)
Lineage: Eukaryota; Viridiplantae; Streptophyta; Magnoliopsida; Rosales; Rosaceae
Exons: 10
Coding region: 97-900 (267 amino acids)
Molecular function (GO): transcription cis-regulatory region binding
Source: RefSeq, a predicted model, not a curated record